Messenger RNA from Diaporthe batatas, 906 nucleotides. Its product is annotated as nicotinate-nucleotide diphosphorylase (carboxylating). The transcript has 2 exons. Gene Ontology annotation, molecular function: nicotinate-nucleotide diphosphorylase (carboxylating) activity. The coding region runs from base 1 to 906 and encodes 301 amino acids. Gene Ontology annotation, biological process: quinolinate catabolic process; NAD+ biosynthetic process. The record is from RefSeq and is a predicted model, not a curated record. Gene Ontology annotation, cellular component: cytoplasm. Lineage: Eukaryota; Fungi; Ascomycota; Sordariomycetes; Diaporthales; Diaporthaceae.
AUGAGGGACAUGCCGCUGGACCACGGCUCGCUGCAGCACCUGCUGCCGUCGCACUGGAAGACCCAGAUCACCGCCUGGCUGGCCGAGGACACGCCCUCGUUCGACUACGGCGGCUUCGUCGUCGGCGAUGCCCCGCGCACCGCCACCCUCUGGGCCAAGUCCGGCGGCAUCCUGGCCGGCGUGCCCUUCUUCGACGAGGUCUUUGCCCAGACCGGCUGCUCCGUCCAGUGGCACGCCAGCGAGGGCCAGCACAUCGAGCGCAACAGGGACGGCGGCGGCAUCAAGAUGAAGGUCGCCACCGUCACCGGCCCCGCCAGGGGCAUCCUGCUGGGCGAGCGCGUCGCCCUCAACAUCCUCGCCCGCUGCAGCGGCGUCGCCAGCAUGGCCCGCGGCUUCCUCGUCAACCUCAGGUCCGCCGGCUACCGCGGCGCCCUGGCCGGCACCCGCAAGACCACCCCCGGCUUCCGCCUGGUCGAGAAGUACGCCAUGCUCGUCGGCGGCGCAGACGGCCACCGCAUGGACCUGAGCUCCAUGAUCAUGCUCAAGGACAACCACGUCUGGAGCAGGGGCAGCAUCAAGGACGCCGUCGCCGCCGCAAAGGCCGCCGGCGGCUUCUCCCUCAAGGUCGAGGUCGAGGUCCAGAGCGAGGCCGAGGCCGACGAGGCCAUCGACGCCGGCGCAGACGUCGUCAUGCUCGACAACUUCUCCGGCGAGGGCGUCAAGGUCGCCGCCAGGAGCCUGAAGCAGCGCUGGGCCGGCAAGAGGCACUUCUUGGUCGAGGUCUCGGGUGGCCUGACAUUGGACAACGCCGAGGAGUACGUGUCAAAUGAUGUCGAUAUCUUGUCAACCAGCGCCAUCCACCAGGGUGUCCCCCAUGUUGACUUCUCCCUCAAAAUCAACCACUGA